GCUUUCAAUGUGUAAUGUCUUCGCAAUCAUAACAAUACUAACCAUUCAUUGAGAGAUUCAGUGAUUUGUUUACAAAAAUGUAUUUUCACUUGAAUUAGCAUUUAGUGGUCAUAUCGUAGUGAAUGUCAAUCACGACAACAAUGUGUUGUAGACAUCGGUUGCACUCAUCACUAAAUUCAGUGUUCAUUUGAAACCAAUAUUAAUAUUAACCCAAAAAUCAAAACCCAAACCAAAAACGAGUGAUAAUUACAUUGAAUUGCAUUUCAAUCGACGACUCAUUUAAUGGUCAGAAGUAUUGCGUUGACUCUCAAAGAGACUAAGAUUUGAAAGACAUUCACUGAUCACGUGAUACCAAAAGACUGUUUGAAUGGUGUGUUGGCUGAGGAGGAAUGGGAUCAAUAUUAGGCAAACGGAUGCAAUCGCUGAUCGAUUUGAUCGCAAACUACAAGACAUUACAUAUCGUGAUGUUGGGCUUGGAUUCAGCCGGCAAGACGACAGCCCUCUAUAGACUCAAGUUUGACCAGUACUUGAAUACCGUUCCCACCAUUGGAUUCAACUGCGAGAAAGUCAAACUCAAUGGAAAGACUAAAGGCACGUCGUUUCUGAUUUGGGACAUCGGAGGUCAGGACAAACUGCGACCGCUGUGGAGGUCGUACACCCGGUGC
Oppiella nova is the source of this 665-nucleotide messenger RNA. The record is from the annotation of a GenBank genome assembly. Lineage: Eukaryota; Metazoa; Arthropoda; Arachnida; Sarcoptiformes; Oppiidae.